Cherax quadricarinatus is the source of this 864-nucleotide messenger RNA. RefSeq names its product mitochondrial ribosomal protein S23 (gene mRpS23). Gene Ontology annotation, biological process: translation. The record is from RefSeq and is a predicted model, not a curated record. NCBI's taxonomy places the organism in Eukaryota, Metazoa, Arthropoda, Malacostraca, Decapoda, Parastacidae. Gene Ontology annotation, molecular function: structural constituent of ribosome. Gene Ontology annotation, cellular component: ribosome; mitochondrion.
GGGGGCCAUUGGAUCUAAUUGGAAAUUUCAAGUUUAUCUAUUUACAAAGGAACUUUUUUUUCUUUUCUCUCGUCGCCCAGCCUUGCCCAACAAAUCUUCCUCAUGUCAUCGAGUCAGGCUCGAUAUAGCUUAUGCUGUCAGUGGCCCUCAUAAACCCAACAAAGAAAGAAAGACCCGGUAGGAAGCUUCAGACAGAAGCAGUGUUUAAUAUGCCGUGUCGCUUUUAAAUCCUUCCCAUCCCUCAACAACAGCAAAUAUGGCAGGAAAUCGUCUUGAAAAGAUAGGAACAAUAUUUACCCGAGCUACAGGACUGCUGAAGUCAGGAGCCAUGAAGCCACAAGAUAAACCCUUGUGGUAUAAUGUUUAUGAAGCAUUUCCACCAAAAUAUGAACCAUGCUUUGACAGGCCAGCUCCAGAAGUAAAGAUUAGGAAAAUAUUUUACCCUGAGGAUGUUAUAAGAGCAAAAUUUUAUAAGAGGUAUGGAUCGUAUGGAACAGCCCAACUCUCGGACCAGAAACCUCGCCCCACUGUAUGCCAACUGUUCGUUAAGGAAUAUGAGCAUUUGCAGGCAAAAGGAAGUGUCCCAGAAGAUCAACUCAUGCAAGAAGCUGCACUGGCUUUGGAGGCCCAAGGGAUUUAUUUAGAUAGAUCUCGUGCCCCUGUCAAGACUGAAUCAUCACUAGAACAGGAAGAUGAGCAGCAGCAUCCAGAACAGCAGCUGACCACUAUCCCGAACAUUAAACAAGUGAAGCUAGAGAAAUUAAGCAUUGCAGAAAUUUUUAAGCAGAGCCAAGGAAAUGAAUCAAAUUAGUGUACAGGCCAAAUGCCUGUUAUUUGUAGAUGUAAAUAAAAGAAAAGCUUUAU